Messenger RNA from Cygnus olor (mute swan), 2017 nucleotides. It is a transcript of the gene CIMIP6, whose product is annotated as chromosome 3 C2orf73 homolog. The record is from RefSeq and is a predicted model, not a curated record. Lineage: Eukaryota; Metazoa; Chordata; Aves; Anseriformes; Anatidae.
AUGGUGCUUGUCUGCAUCUUAAAGCGCCUAGAUAUGUUUGAAAAUUUGUCUGUGAGAGACUUGGUUAGUCAUGCACAUGUAGUACAGGCAUUCCCUAACAAUAUUAAAUUUUCAGUUCCACUUGCAACUCCUAUAGCACCCAACAGUCUUGCAGAUAUUUUACAGCAACAGACCUCCUUUAGCCAUCAGUAUGAUGCCAGGGAAUCUGCUAAUGAACCCAUCUGAGGAAAGCGACAUGGAGCUUUUGUGUGUGCAGAGAUAAAACCAGCAAGGUCGAUAGUUCCUAAGGGAACAGAAAUAUUCCUGAGUGCUGGAGGGUCAUGUUCAGUAGAACGGCCAAAAACAGAGAAAGGAAACUCAGUGAAAAGCCGAGUGACCUCACCCAGUCUCUUCCUGCAGAAUUCCUAGGAGACACUAGGCUCUGAAAAUCACUUAUCAAAACCAGACGUCAGAGAAAUAGCCAAGGCAUACCCCAGAAUUCCUGUGAGAGGACACAAAAGUUCAGGCAUUUCUCAGACAACUGAAGUGGAUGUCUAUCCUGUUGGGGAGGAGCCCUCUAUAUCCUACAGUGAAAUGCCCUUCAAUUGAUGAGUUACCCCCUGUAGAUGAAAACAUGCAGAUGCUGAUACCACCAUCAGCAACUGAAACAAGAAGAGCCUGGAGUCACUGUGCAGGCCAGCGCAUUUGCUUAUUCUAAUAUCAACAACACCAAACACAAGCUGACACCACUGAACUGCUGGAGGGAACACAAUACUUCUUUGACAUAGUAACAGCUGCACCAUGCUUUGAUGUUUCUAGAAAACUUUAUGUUCAUCAAAACUUUCUUUUUGAGUCGUGGAAUUUUGCUCCUUCUUUGGAGCAUCAGCAUCCUGAUUCCUUCUAAACAUUUGACAAGAUUAAUUUUAGGUUAGUUAACGCUUUCAGAGCUGCUGGUUAAAAGUAGAAGUCACUGUGAUUCCUGAAAUGAUACUUCAUUUUUCAAACCAGUUAUACUUUUCCUUUUAUUUUUUGGCUUGUUCCUAGGUGUUUUACAUAUAUGAUUUUGGAGUACUCUGCCUCUUUGGAUGCUACAGCAUGGAAUGUCAUUUCGCAUGCCGUGUCGUGUCAGCUUGUGAUAAAUGGAACCCAUUGUUUUUUCUAUAGGAAACAAUGACAGCCAAAAGGGACAAUUUGCUGCCGUCCACAGGAAUGCAAAAAUAGUAUGCCACUGCUCUCUGUAGCUAAUGAAGAGAAAGCAUUGGAGCAAGCCCUUUGGAGGGGGAAGAUUUUGUGUAAGAUUAGUCUUUUAAAUAAUACAUUUUUUUCAUAUUAGAGCACAUUAAAUGAGAAAACGGCUAAUUUACUGUAGGUUCUUCCUCCACCCUAGAAGAAAACAACUGUUCAAGGGACUGAAAGAGAAGUUUUAUUAAGAAUAUUUCUCCACUAUUUUUUCCUGCACUUUUAAUUGGUAUUCCCAACAGAUUUUUCCCUGCAUUCUUUUGUCAGGGAGACUCAAAAUCGUAACUCAAAAAUUUAGCUUGCAGCCUUUCAUAAAACAAGCAAGAGUAAGUUACUACCUGCACUGCUCAGACUGGCUCCUCUUACAAGCUGGAGUUCAUGUAUGCACUUUGCUGCAGAGAGAGGAAUGAAAAAUCAACUAUCAGCUUUCUACGUUAAGACAGACAUUAUUGUGCUAACAGUAUGUAAUCCUACUAUGCUUGCAUCUUUUACAGGUUUUCCUCUUAAAGACUAAUAGGAAAAUGGAAAAAUAAUCUUUGAAAAUGUUGGUGAAAACUGUUUGAGAUAAUGUUUGCUUAGUACUUUAGAUCCCCUGUGUUGUAGCCAAAACUAAAACAAACCUAUACAACAUGCUGCGAUAAUUUUUCGUCAGUAAACAGAAAAAUGUACAAAACUUCUCUAACUUAGCCAUCAGUUGUACAAACUCAGCUUCCAUUGGUAUCAAUGAAAACUGCACUUGUUUACGAGCUGCGUCUCUUCAGUGUCCACCAUCAUGGCCAUAUUAAUAACAAACUGACAU